GGCAGAUAACUCUUGUUGACUCUUCCACCUGACAGUAAUGGCUACACGUGUGGUGGUAGUCUAACAUUUACGACCGACACGCAUUUACCGUCUUUAAACUAGAUCUAAUUACAAAAGCGACCACAAUGGACUAUAUCCAUGAAAACAUGCAACCCACAGCUGGUACAAUUCUUUGCUGCCAGUGUGGUAUAGCAAUUGAAGCGAACCCUUCCAACAUGUGCGUCAACUGUGUUAGAACCGAAGUUGACAUCACUGAAGGUAUACCAAAACAGUGCGUUAUAUACUUCUGUAGAAAAUGUGAAAGAUAUCUGCAACCACCUGCCACUUGGGUAUCUGCACAGUUGGAAUCGAAGCAACUGUUGAAAAUCUGUUUGAAAAAACUAAAAGGCCUUAAUAAGGUUAAUUUAAUUGAUGCUGGCUUUAUCUGGACAGAGCCACACUCCCAACGGAUCAAGCUGAAGUUAACUAUACAGAAAGAAAUUAUUAAUGGAGCUGUGUUACAGCAAGUAUUUAUAGUAGAGUUUACUGUUCACAACCAGAUGUGUUCUGAUUGUCACCGUGUUGAGGCUAAAGACUUUUGGAGGGCUGUGGUUCAAAUCAGACAAAAGACACAACACAAGAAAACAUUCUAUUACUUGGAGCAACUUCUGUUGAAGCAUAAUAUGUACCAGAACACUGUAAACAUUAAACCUAUGCAUGGUGGUUUGGAUUUUUAUUAUGCUUCGAAAAACGAUGCCAGGAAACUUGUGGACUUUCUCCUGUUAGUGGUACCAUGCAAGUAUCAGAUAGCUCAGGAACUUCUCUCUAUGGACAUUCACAGCAACAUUGCCAACUAUAAAUGGGCGUUCUCAGUGGAGAUUGUCCCUGUGUGUAAGGAUGAUGUUGUAUGUCUUCCCAAGAAACUGGCAGCUUCUCUUGGAAACAUUUCACAAAUUUGUGUUGUGUACCGAGUAACUAAGGCAGUUCAUAUCAUUGAUCCCAUUUCUUUACAAAUUGCAGAAAUCAGUGGACAGGUUUACUGGAGAGAACCCUUUCAGAGUCUGAGUACCCCAAAGCAACUCACUGAAUACAUGGUAAUGGAAAUUGACCCAAUUCCAUUUCAUGAGAUACCCCAUGUGUCUCCUGCUUCAAAGAAACAUGUUCUCUCAGAAGUGUGGGUCGCUCGUACUAAUGAUCUUGGUGUUAAUGGCCAGCAGUACUACUGUAAGACUCAUCUUGGACAUACUCUUCACCCUGGGGAUACUGUGUUAGGAUUUCAUUUGGUAAAUUCUAAUGUGAAUAACUCAGAUUUUGAGAACAUGAAAAAAGACAGGGUACCCGAUGUGGUUUUGGUGAAGAAGUUGUAUAAUCGCACAAAGAGAAAUCGUCAGCGAAACUGGAAACUGAAACACGUUCUCCCUGAUCUUGUUGAUUCUUCAAGUGAUGGAAUUGCAUAUACUGAAUUUCUGGAAGAUUUGGAAGAAGAUGAUGGUUACAGACAAAAUGUGAACAUAUUCAAGGACAAAACCAAAACACCUGUGGACUUGGAUGAUAUUGAGGAUGAAGGGUUGCCAAAGAUCAGUCUUCAAGAGAUGCUGGAAGAUUUGGUGCUGAGUGAUCCAACAGGAGAAGCUGGUGCUGAUAUGGUUACAUAGUGGCAUUGAACUUUGUCCUUUUACAGCCGCUCAUGCUCACAACAUGCACUCCUACAGACACACAAUAUGCAUUCACAUAUAUUUAUCCCACAGCAGAUAUGGCCAACAUACACAAACCUCCUCUCAGAUACACACCCAUAUAUAAAUGUGUUUGGCUGGAAUUGGUGAAGCCUUGAAGUGUACAGAGACUCUCUUAUGUUUACAGCUUUGUUAACCUGGAAUUAUAAUGAAAACAUUUGAUAAUUUUUGCAUGAAUUAUGACUAAAAUUCUGUAAUUAAAGCUUGUUAAAUGGU
Messenger RNA from Octopus bimaculoides (California two-spot octopus), 1928 nucleotides. Its product is annotated as 60S ribosomal export protein NMD3. The record is from RefSeq and is a predicted model, not a curated record. Gene Ontology annotation, cellular component: cytoplasm; nucleus. NCBI's taxonomy places the organism in Eukaryota, Metazoa, Mollusca, Cephalopoda, Octopoda, Octopodidae. Gene Ontology annotation, molecular function: ribosomal large subunit binding. Gene Ontology annotation, biological process: ribosomal large subunit export from nucleus.